This is a messenger RNA of Trypanosoma grayi, 597 nucleotides long. RefSeq names its product putative 4-methyl-5(beta-hydroxyethyl)-thiazole monophosphate synthesis protein. Gene Ontology annotation, molecular function: protein deglycase activity. The transcript has a single exon. Gene Ontology annotation, biological process: guanine deglycation, glyoxal removal; protein deglycation, glyoxal removal. Bases 1 to 597 code for a protein of 198 amino acids. The record is from RefSeq and is a predicted model, not a curated record. Gene Ontology annotation, cellular component: nucleus; cytosol. Lineage: Eukaryota; Euglenozoa; Kinetoplastea; Trypanosomatida; Trypanosomatidae.
AUGACCAAGAGGGUGCUUGUUCCUGUGGCCGAUGGCACGGAGGACAUUGAAUUGUCUUGCAUCACCGACAUUCUGUGCCGUGCAGAAAUCCAGGUGACGGUCACAUCUGUGAUGGACAGCCUAAAUGUUGUUCUCUCCAGGGGCCUGAAGUUAACCGCUGACUCGCUUAUUAAGAACGAGUCGGCCGCCGCGUACGAUGGCGUGUUUCUUCCUGGCGGACUCCCUGGUGCAGACCACCUCGGCAAGUGUGCCGCACUGAAGAAGAUACUAGAGGACAUUCGCGCGCAGGACAAGUGGUACGGUGCCAUCUGCGCCGCCCCGGUCGUGUCGCUGGCCCCUAUGGGUAUGCUGGAGGGUGUGGCCGCGGUCACAUGCUACCCCGCAUUGAAGGACAAGGUUCCUCCGCAUGCACAGUGGUCCGCCGAUGCUGUUGUUCGCUGCGGCAAAUGCCUGACGAGUAAGGGUCCCGGGACAGCCUUUGCGUUCGCUCUCGCCAUAGUUGCUGCUCUUACAAAGAAGGAGGUUGCACAAAGCCUUGCGAAGGAUUUGCUUGUUGAGGAAUCUCCCUGCAUUGUGCAGACGCUAAGUAAGUUUUAA